CCGUAGUCGGGGAAGAUGGCGGCCAUAGCAUUGGUUAGCCGUCCUGCUAACGUCCUUCCAAAGAUUUGCAGUAGCUCCUCCCCUGCUGUGUUGUCAGCCGCCUGUGUCUCCACGGGUCAGCAGAGGAAGCUGCACCAUGCCGUCAUCCCCAAAGGGAAAGGAGGGCGCUCCUCUUCAAGCGGAAUAGCAGCCACAGUGUUCGGUGCCACAGGUUUCCUGGGCCGAUAUGUGGUCAGCAGGCUGGGUCGGAUGGGCUCUCAGGUUAUAAUCCCUCACCGUUGUGAUCAGUAUGACCUCAUGUACUUCAGGCCCAUGGGUGACCUUGGACAAAUCCUUUUCAUGGAGUGGGAUCCCAGGAACAAAGACUCCAUCAAACAUGCUCUGGAGAACUCUAACGUGGUCAUCAACCUGGUGGGCAGAGAGUGGGAGACCAGGAACUAUUGCUUUGAGGACGUCUUCGUUUCCAUCCCUCAGCAGAUUGCCAAGGCAGCCAGAGAGGCCGGCAUCACCAAACUCGUCCACAUGUCUCACCUCAACGCUGACAUACGCAGCCAGUCCAAGUACCUGAGGAACAAGGCUGUCGGAGAGAACGCAGUGAGAGACGAGUUCCCAGACGCCAUCAUCAUGAAGCCUGCUGAGAUCUUUGGGAGAGAGGACCGAUUCUUCAACUACUACGCAAAUAUGCGCUGGUUUGGUAACGCUGUUCCACUCAUGGGCAUGGGGAAGAAGACGGUGAAGCAGCCGGUUCAUGUGGUGGAUGUUGCCAAGGCCAUCAUCAACGCUGUCAGAGACCCUGACGCUGAUGGAAAGACCUUCCAGCUCGUUGGCCCGAACCGUUACCUCCUUCACGACCUGGUGGAAUACAUCUACGCUGUGGCACACAGAUCCUUUGUGCCCUACCCCCUCCCCCGUCCUUUCUAUCGCCUCGCUGCUAGGUUUUUUGCAAUGAAUCCUUUUGAGCCUUGGACGACCCCCGACAAAAUCGACAGGUUUCACAUAACAGACAUGAAGUACCCAGGACUUCCUGGUCUGGAGGAUCUCGGGAUCACACCUUCCACUGUAGAACAAAAGGCGAUCGAGAUUCUGCGUCGCCAUCGCCGAUUCCGUUACCUGGAGGCGGACCUGGAAGACGCCAAGCCGGCCAAGACGGUCAACUAUUAAACCUGUUGAGAACAUCCCUAUCGCUCCGGCAGUCAGAGGAUGCCUCUGCUAUUGUCAGUAACAUAUAUUCUGUACAUAAAUAAAAAAAUACUCUUUAAGGGUUUCCUUGA
Limanda limanda (common dab) is the source of this 1271-nucleotide messenger RNA. It is a transcript of the gene ndufa9a, whose product is annotated as NADH:ubiquinone oxidoreductase subunit A9a. Lineage: Eukaryota; Metazoa; Chordata; Actinopteri; Pleuronectiformes; Pleuronectidae. Gene Ontology annotation, molecular function: protein-containing complex binding. The coding region runs from base 16 to 1161 and encodes 381 amino acids. The transcript is spliced from 11 exons. The record is from RefSeq and is a predicted model, not a curated record. Gene Ontology annotation, cellular component: mitochondrion.